Messenger RNA from Sorex fumeus (smoky shrew), 998 nucleotides. RefSeq names its product retinaldehyde binding protein 1 (gene RLBP1). Gene Ontology annotation, molecular function: phosphatidylinositol bisphosphate binding. The record is from RefSeq and is a predicted model, not a curated record. Gene Ontology annotation, cellular component: membrane. NCBI's taxonomy places the organism in Eukaryota, Metazoa, Chordata, Mammalia, Eulipotyphla, Soricidae. The transcript has 7 exons. Bases 13 to 966 code for a protein of 317 amino acids.
GUGGACCAGAGCAUGGCCGAGGAGAUGGGCCUGUUCCGUGUGAUUCCCGAGGAAGAACGGGAACUUCGAGCCCAGCUGGAGCGGCUUAGCCCCAAGGACCAUGGGCCUGUCUUUGGUCCCUGCUACAAGCUACCCCGCCAUACCCUGCAAAAGGCCAAGGAUGAGCUGAAUGAGCAGGAGGAGAAGCGGGCGGAGGCCGUGCGAGCGCUGCAGGAAAUGGUCCAGGAGCAGGCAGCCACAGGGCAGGAGUUGGCCGUGGCCGUGGCUGAGAGAGUGCGGGACUGGGCCAGCGCUUCCUUCCUGCGCUUCAUCCGUGCACGCAAGUUCGACGUGGGCCGCGCCUAUGAGUUGCUCCAAGGUUAUGUCCAGUUCCGCCUGCAGUAUCCGGAGCUUUUCCAGAACCUGAAUCCUGAGGCUGUCCGCUGCACCAUCGAGGCUGGCUACCCCGGGGUUCUCUCCAGCCGGGACAAGGAGGGCCGGGUGGUCUUGCUUUUCAACAUCGAGAACUGGGACAGUGAAGAGAUCACCUUCGAUGAGAUCCUGCAGGCCUACUGCUUCAUCCUGGAGAAACUUCUGGAGAAUGAGGAGACACAGAUCAAUGGUUUCUGCAUCGUGGAGAACUUCAGGGGUUUCUCCUUGCAGCAGGCGGCCGGGUUGCGCACCACCGACCUCAAGAAGAUGGUGGACAUGCUUCAGGGCUCCUUCCCCGCCCGCUUCAAAGCCAUCCACUUCAUCCACCAACCCUGGUACUUCGCCACCACCUACAACCUGGUGAAGCCGCUGCUGAAGAGCAAGCUGCUCCAGCGGGUCUUUGUCCACGGAGAGGAUCUGUCCAGCUUCUUCCAGGACAUCGACAAGGACAUCCUGCCAGAGGACUUUGGGGGCACGCUGCCCAAGUACGAUGGCAGCGCAGUGGCUGAGCAGCUCUUCGGGCCCAGGGCCUCAGAGGAGAACACGGUCCUCUAGGGCACCCCGUGGCCUGCACCCUGCUUCUGGGC